Molecule: messenger RNA, 1470 nt
Organism: Chinchilla lanigera (long-tailed chinchilla)
Lineage: Eukaryota; Metazoa; Chordata; Mammalia; Rodentia; Chinchillidae
Gene: Asf1b
Product: anti-silencing function 1B histone chaperone
Exons: 4
Coding region: 172-780 (202 amino acids)
Biological process (GO): DNA replication-dependent chromatin assembly
Cellular component (GO): nucleus
Molecular function (GO): histone binding
Source: RefSeq, a predicted model, not a curated record
GAUUGGCCGGAAGGUGGGACCAGCUAUUUGAAGGCGGCGCGCGGACGAGGUGCGCACUUCAGUCGGCGGUGAAAAGCGGCGGUGGACGCUGUGAUCUUCCCCUCCCGCCCCCGCCGUCCCCGAACCCAGACGUGGGCCCCGCCGCAGCUGCAGCCGCGGCCCGGCGAGGCGAUGGCCAAGGUGUCGGUGCUGAACGUGGCAGUGCUGGAGAACCCGAGUCCUUUCCACAACCCCUUCCGGUUCGAAAUCAGCUUCGAGUGCAGUGAGCCCCUGGCGGACGACCUGGAAUGGAAGAUCAUUUAUGUGGGCUCAGCCGAGAGUGAGGAGUUUGAUCAGAUCCUGGACUCUGUGCUGGUCGGCCCAGUCCCCGCAGGAAGACAUAUGUUUGUCUUUCAGGCCGACGCACCCAACCCAAGCCUCAUCCCAGAGACAGAUGCCAUUGGUGUGACCGUGGUCCUCAUCACCUGCACCUACCAUGGACAGGAGUUCAUCCGUGUGGGCUACUAUGUCAACAACGAGUACCCCAACCCAGAGCUUCGGGAGAACCCACCCCUGAAGCCCGACUUCUCCCAGCUCCAGCGGAACAUCUUGGCCUCAAACCCCCGCGUGACCCGCUUCCACAUCAACUGGGACAACCAGGAAGACAGGCUGGACGCCACUGAGAAUCAGGGCCCUUCGCUGGGCUGUGGCCUCCCGCUCAGCUACACGCCGGUGAAGGGCCUGGCCCGCCCAGGCUGCAUCCCCAGCCUCCUUCCCGAGAACUCCAUGGACUGCAUCUAAAGGGGUCCGCAGGCCUCCCGGAGCUGUGUGGGGCAUCUUCAGGACUUCAGGGCCACCAACUGCUUCAGGCCUGUCAAAUGUGGCCCCAGGGAGUGAGCCGGCCUCAGGUCUCUCCCAGCUGGGCCCACAAGAUCAGCUCUGUUCCAGUAAGCAGCAGGUCCCUGGGUUGUGCAUUCUCUCCGAUAUGUGCGGUUCCCUUCUGCACACACCACCAGUUCCUCCCGCCAUGAGCGCCACGGACCCAGAGUUCUUUCCUACACCUUCCUGCCUUGAGGCAUUCUUGUUGAUACCUGGUAAGACCCCCCAUUCCUGUCCCUUCCCGAACAUCUCACUGGGGCCCCUCUGGCUUCCCCACAUCACAGACGACAUCUGGUUACAACCUUUAGGUCUUUCCAAUCCAGCAAUCCCUAGAAAACUGCCCAGGACACUGAGGAACAGGGGCUGCCCUGGGGAGAAGCUGGCACAUGGGAGGCACCUGUUGUGCCCAGACCACUGCUCUCUGGGGCCACAGAGCGAUUUUGGGCAAGGGAAGCAUCUGGCACCCCAAAAAACCUUCCCUCAAUACACCCACCACCUCUGGACCCAGUUGCCUCUCCGCUACACGGAUGCUGUUGUGACUCGUUUGUAUAUUAAAGUGUUUUUAUAUUAAAAGUGUUGGUUGGUCUAAAAAUAAAAAGCACUUCAACUAGA